UAUCAUUCUGAAGCUGCGUGCUAUGAGCAUAGGAAGGAUAUCAUACUUUUGCUAACUUUAAACAACACGAUAUACACAUAUUAGUAGUUUCUAUUAAGAAUGUAGGUCGUUUACCUACUGCCUUGUGAUACUUUAAAAUGUCCGGAAUUGGAACGUUACCACCGGGGACCUUUAUGGACUUUAGUCCAAUACGGAAAAGCGGCGCCGAGAAGGAAAAUGAGUUCCCCGUUUUGAGUCUGGUGCUGUUUUCAAAGGCUCCAUUUGUAUCGUUCGGGACUGUGAAGGUCGGCACCUCGAAGUCUGCUGUUCUCCGCAUUCAGAAUCCGGCAGAAGACGCCGAAGCUGAGGUCACCGUUGACAAGAUCCCGUCCGGCAAAGGCUUCUCCGUCAACCAAACCGCGUUCACCAUCCAGCCCCAGGGUACGUUUAGCCUGACAAUAACCUGGACUCCAACAGAAGAGGGCGGAAUCAGAGAACUUAUCAUCUUCAUUGGCAAUCGAGUCCUCAAGCACCAGGCAGUCCUGCUUGGGAGAGCAGAAGCAUCAAAAAAGAAAAAGAAGAGCUUAUGGGAUGCAAUCAAAAACAAAAGGGGAGCUGAAAAAGGAUCUCCUUACAAGGGGAAAAAGACGGAACCAUCGACAAAGAUGGCUGCCAAUAAAACUGUCCAGGUGUCCCGAAAACCACAGCAUAAACGGGAUAAACUCCGCAGUCCACUUUCUUCACUUAAUGAGGGAAAACCUGUCAGAGAGAAGUUAUUCCACAAGCACAGUCACCCUGGUGACGACCCUCAAGAGUCAGAGCAGAGAAAGGCUGUAAAUCCCAUUUAUAAGCCAUGGUCUUUGGCAGACCAGGAGAACGUACGCCAUGUUCAAAUACACUCUUCUCCUGUGUUAGCCACACAGGUGACAGGUUCUUUGGUGGAAAAGCUGGAAAACAAAGUGCUUGCCAAAAUGCUUAAUACAACUCUGUCUCCUAUUGGGACACCAGAGAGGUUCAAAGAGAUCAUGCCUCGCAUUACAACAGUUGAAAGUCAUGUUACAGGAGGCCCAGCACUCUCUUUGACUGAUGCACUGGCCCUCAUUGACUCUGAUCUCAGUCCUGUCAGCAGCAGUCCCCGAGACACCAGUUCCAAUUGUGUAUUUUCCGACUCCCUCGAAUCAAAAAGCGACAAUCGUGAAUGUGGAAUGAACGAGAACGUCUUCAACGCUCAUGGUGGCAGCCCAGAAAUGUCCCAGUCCACAAAGCACGGACUUACCUUUAGCAAGAAGGCUGUUAUGCCCGAGGCCGUAGAAAAACCUACUAAGUUGGCUUUUAAUUGUGAAACGGUGAUUAAAAAGAAGGCACCGGUGAGUGAAAGGAAAAUAAAGAAGUCAAAGCGUCGCCUAAUGGAGAAAACUCUUGAGUUGACUGAAAGCUGCAGCCACUCUGAGUCUGGACCAGGUACCCCGUCUCUACCUGUAAUAGAACCAGACUGGACGCAGAGAUCAGCGGAAGCUGGUUUCUCAAGAGCAGUCCAAGAAUUAGAUACUUCCAGCACAAAUCAAAAAGCCAAUGCCCCAGCUUUACCUGCCGGCACGCCGAAACCCAUAAUUCAUUUGGACUUCACCACCAAUUCCCCACCCCUCAAAGCUCCCCUCAUGACAUUCACUGUCACCUCUCCAUCACCGUUGAGCCAGUUUUCCUUUCGCCACUGCAGCAACAAACCCAACAAUUGCCUUCCCGAAUCGUCUCCAACAGAUAUCGCCUCAGCCGAUCCGUCCGCUCAGUUGGACUCAUUUCCAAUUCAUACGGCAAGAAAGAGCAGAAAGAGGAAGAGUGAAGAGUAUUUGAAAAGUGCGUUGAAGAUCGACGCCGGUGGGAAAACUGAGCCAGUCAAAAGGACCAGAACGGUGGUUUGGAAAAAUGAGCCCACCAAAUCGACACACGAGAGGUCGUUGGUACAGAAGCAGGAGACCAAGUCAACAGGUUCUGUGCACUCCAUGAAGACGUCUCUAAAGACCGCAAAAUCAUCAGUGCCUGCUCAGACAAAGACACAAAGCACCAAACUUGCCUCGCAAGGCGCUGGCUUUCUGAGGUCAUCCCGAGAAUCGAGGGUCAAGGGUGUGAAGCCUGCAAGAGUUGCUGCUUUAGCACAGUCAAAGCUGACCUUCAUCAAACCAGCUCAGACAGUCAUACCAAGGCAUCCACUUCCUUUUGCUGCCAAGAACAUGUUCUACGACGAGAGAUGGAUUGAGAAGCAAGAGAGGGGAUUUACAUGGUGGCUCAACUACGUCCUGACCCCAGAUGAUUUUAAAGUCAACACUGAAAUGACCAAAGUGAGUGCUGCUUCCCUUACCAUGGGCUGCAGUGAUGAGUUCUGCAUUGCCAAAGCUCCCACCAAAGAGGAGAUGUCUUUCAGCACUUACACUGCCCGUCGAAAGUUAAACCGACUCCGCCGAUCUGCCUGCCAGCUCUUCACCUCCGAGACUUUGGUCAAGGCCAUUAAGAAGUUGGAGAUUGAGGUGGAAGCAAAGAGGCUACUUAUCCGCAAAGACCGCCAUAUUUGGAAGGAUAUAGGUGAACGACAAAAAGUCCUCAAUUGGCUUCUUUCCUACAAUCCAUUAUGGUUACGGAUUGGUCUUGAGACAAUCUUUGGGGAGCUCAUCUCUCUGGAGAACAACAGCGAUGCGAUGGGUCUAGCUAUGUUUAUACUCCAGCGACUUCUGUGGAACCCAGACAUCGCGGCUGAGUUUAGGCACCCCAAAGUUCCUCAUCUAUACAAAGAUGGCCACGAGGAGGCGCUGUCUUGCUUCACUCUGAAGAAGCUGCUCUUGCUGGUGUGUUUCUUGGACAAGGCCAAAGAGUCUCGCCUGAUGGAACAUGACCCAUGUCUGUUCUGCAUGGAUGCAGAGUUCAAGAAAAGUAAAGACCUGCUGCUCGCUUUCUCGAGAGACUUUCUAAGCGGAGAGGGGAUCCUGCCUCGCCAUCUUGGCUACCUGGGACUACCCGUCUCCCAUGUUCAAACUCCCCUCGACGAGUUCAACUUUGCCGUGGGGAAUUUGGCAGUUGACUUGAAAUGCGGAAUUCGACUUGUGAGGGUCAUGGAGCUGCUCAUAAAGCAGUGGGGCUUGUCAGCCAAGCUUCGACUGCCAGCCAUCAGCCGCCUGCAAAAAGUCCAUAACGUAGAUAUCACUUUCCAAGUCCUCAAAAGCAGAGGGGUGGACCUCAAGGAUGAGCUUGGCCAGAUCAUAGAUUCCAGAGACAUUGUGGAUGGACACAGAGAGAAGACAUUGAGCCUCUUGUGGAAAAUAAUUUUUUCGUAUCAGGUGGAAGUGAUUUUGGAUGACGAUCUGAUGAGGGAGGAGAUUGGCUUCCUGAGGAGAACGCUAUGGACGAAACAGAGAUUGGCUUCUUUGAAGGCUGAUCGAGGUCCAGACUCCAGCGCGCCAAAGCCCCAGGUGCCCUAUGAACACAGCAGCACUAAGGUGGCUCUGCUGAUGGAGUGGACUCGAUCUGUGUGUGACUUCUACAACCUGAAGGUGGAGAACUUCACCGUGACAUUUUCCGACGGCCGCGUUCUCUGCUACUUGAUUCACCACUACCAGCCCGGUCUCAUCCCAGAGAAGUCUGUGCAUCAUAUCACCACCCAGACUGUGGAAUGCUCGUCUCAGGGUCGCCUGGAGCUCGACUGCUCAGCCACAGAUUCGGACAACUCUUUUGACAACUCUUCGACGGGCCAAAACGGACCACAGUCCCCGUCUGUGGAGUUUAAAGAGCUCCUGGAAAAUGAGAAGAGCAACUUCAGACUGGUUAAUAAUGCAGUGGCUUUCCUGGGUGGAGUGCCCGCCAUGAUCAACCCAGCUGACAUGUCCAACACCAUCCCCAAUGAGAAGGUUGUGAUGUCUUACCUGUCUUUCCUGUGCGCUCGUCUCCUGGACCUGCGUAAUGAAACCAGAGCAGCUCGCAUCAUACAAGGUGCCUGGAGGAAAUACAGAUUAAAGAAGGACCUACAGUUGUACAAGGUGAGAAAUGUGGCUGCUGGGAAAAUCCAGGUAGCCGUGAGGCAUUUUCUUGCGCGGCGCUGGGCGGAGAAGCAAUGUGCAGCUUCCUUAAUCAUCCAAUCCGCUUGGAGAGGAUAUGUCACUCGCAAAUCACUGAGGACGGAAAAAGAGGCAGCGCUCUGGAUCAAACAGCAUCGAGCAGCAACAAUCAUCCAGGCGCAGUGGAGAAUGUUUUCCGCCAUGAAGUCUUACCAGCAGCUCCGAUACUACACGAUUGUGGUCCAAGCACAGUGGCGAAUGAGGACGGCCGUCACAGCAUUUGGAAGAAUCUACCGGGCAACAAUUGUCAUACAAAGACAUUUAAGAGCUUGGAUUGUUGCAAGAAAACAGAGGGGACAGUAUCUCUUGCUCCAAUCUGCAGUGGUAAAAAUACAGAGAGGCUACAGACAGUGGAAAAUCUUGAAGACUCUAAAGGAAAACCAUGCAGCCAAAGUAGUGCAAACUAUAUUCCGGAAAUGGUACGCAGAGAAAAUGACCAACAGAGCAUCUGCUGCGGUUAAGAUUCAAUCUUGGUAUCGAAUGAAGAGGUGUUUGUAUCAGUACAAAAAGUUCCAAAGAAGCAGCUUGCUCAUUCAAGCCUACUACAGAGCUCAUGUACAAAGGCGGAACUUUCAGAAACUGAAGCAACAGCACAACUCGGCCAUUGUCAUCCAGAGUGUCUUCAGAGGUUACGCUGUCAGGAAACGGGUGAAUAGGAAUAGAACAGCAUUCCUCCAGAAGAGACUAGCCUGUGUUAUACUACAAGCUGGAUUUCGAGGCAUGAAAAUUAGGACAGAACUGAAGAAAAAGCAUAAAGCUGCAACCGUCAUUCAGUCCGCAGUUAGGAUGUUUUUACGCAGGAAACGGUACAUUCUCCUUCAAAGCGCUGCGAUUGUAAUCCAGUGUCGUUAUAAAGCACUGCUCCAGUGCAGAGCUCAGCAACAUGUUUACAGAGAGCAAAAGAAAGCUGCUAUAACAAUCCAAGCAGUGUACAGAGCAUGGAGAGAAAAAGAAGAAAUUAACAAGAGGCACCAUGCUGCCAGAGUAAUCCAGGCUAAAUUCAAAAUGUACAAAGUGCGGAUGGCUUACCUUGCUACUAAGUGUGCUGCAGUCAUUAUUCAAGAACGGUUCAGGGCCAAAAUCCUCAUGAAUCAACAGCUGAAAAUGUACAGAGAUAUGAAAUCUGCUGCUGUUAUUAUCCAAGCAGCAUAUCGCGGCCACCAGGCCAGGAUGGAGGUUAUGAAAAUGCACCGUGCUGCGAUGGUCAUUCAGAGACUAUUUCUCACUUUUCAGGAAAGGAACAAAUUCCUCGCUAUCAAGACAGCAGUUUUGGUGUUCCAGCAGCGUUACAGGGCAGUGACUCUGAUGAAAAAAGUCCGGACAGAUUAUCUGUCAAAGCGCACGGCAGCCAUUUGUUUGCAGUCUGCCUUUAGAGGAUACACGGCCCGAAAGCAAUUGAUCAUCAAACAUAAAGCCGCUGUUACAAUUCAAUCCAACUUUAGGAAACGUCAACAAAGACACUUCUACAGGAGAUUACAAUGGGCUGUCAGUGUUUUGCAGGGACGUUACAGAGCCAACAAGAAAAUGAGACAUGAGAGAUUGACUUUUCAUGCCAAGAGACAUGCUGCCAUCAUCUUACAAUCUGCCUUCCGGGGAAUGAAAUCCAGACAGAUCGUCAAACAAAAGCACCAGGCAGCUGCCACAAUACAGGGAGCUUUCAGAGCCCACUAUGAAUACAAGAAGUACCUUGCUUUGAAAUCCUCAGUGCUUGCUAUGCAGCGCAGAUAUCGUGCUACCUUGACAGCCAAAGCACAAAUGCGACUUUAUCAAAACAUACGCAAGUCUGCGGUCAUCAUUCAGGCAGCAUACAGAGGGAUGCGAGCCAGAAAGAAUGUUGUUCUUUGGCAUCAAGCAGCCACGGUGAUACAGUCUGUUUUUAGGCGACACAAAGCGGAAGUUAAAUUCCAGGCCAUGCGUCUAUCAGCAAUCAUCAUCCAGAAAUACUACCGAGCUUACGUCCGCCUCAAACAAGAAAGGGAAUUAUUCGUCAAAGUCAGAUCAUCAGCCAUUGUUCUGCAGGCAGCAUUUAGAGGUUAUUCUGCAAGAAGAGAAAUUGCCAAGAUGCAAAGGGCGGCUACUGUCCUCCAAGCAACUUUCAGAAAGCAUAAGCAGCAAUCGACUUUUAGGAAGCAAUGCUGGGCUGCCUGUGUAUUGCAGCAGAGAUUCAGAGCUCUUAAACAGAGAAACGCUGAAGCUAGAAAAUAUAAUGAAAUCAGGAAAUCUGUCGUUUGUCUACAAGCUGCCUUCCGGGGAAUGAAAUCAAGGCAAUCCGUCAAACAAAUGCAUCAGGCUGCUACCACGAUCCAGAAGGCUUUCAGAGCCCGUUGUGAACACAAGAAGUAUCUUGCCUUAAAAACAUCAGUGCUCGCCAUACAGCGCAGAUAUCGUGCCACUGUAGCAGCCAAAUCACAAAUGCAACAUUACCAAAACAUAAAAGAAGCUGUUGUGCUUAUUCAGGCAGCAUACAGAGGGAUGCGGGUCAGGAAUUGUGUUGCUCGGUGGCAUCAGGCUGCCAUUGUGAUCCAGUCUGCUUUUAGACGACACAGGGAAGAAAUCAAAUUCCAGGCCAUGCGUCUCUCAGCUGUUAUCGUCCAGAGAUACUUCCGGGCUUAUAUCCUUCAGAAACAAGAUCGUAGACGCUACCUCAAAGUCAGAUCCUCCGCUAUUGUUCUUCAGGCAGCAUUCAGAGGUUAUUCAGUGAGGAGAAGAAUUGCCCUAAUGCACAAAGCCGCUACUGUCCUACAAGCAAACUUCAAGAGGCAUAAGCAGCAAAUGACUUUCAGGAAGCAACGUUGGGCUGCCUCUGUCUUACAGCAGAGAUUUAGAGCUCUUAAACUGAAAAAUGUUGAGGUAAAGCAUUAUCAAGAAGUAAAGAAAGCUGUGAUUUCUCUGCAAGCUGCCUUCCAGGGAAUGAAGUUAAGACAAUACAUCAGACAAAUGCAUCAGGCUGCCACCACUAUCCAGAAGGCUUUCAGAGCCCAUUGUGAACACAAAGAGUAUCUCGCCUUAAAAACAUCAGUGCUUUGCAUACAGCGCAGAUAUCGAGCCACUGUAGCAGCCAAAGUACAAAUGCGAAAUUACCAAAACAAGAAAAAAGCUGUUGUGAUUAUUCAGGCAGCAUACAGAGGGAUGCGGGUCAGGAAUUGUGUUGCUCGGUGGCAUCAGGCUGCCAUUGUGAUCCAGUCUGCUUUUAGACGACGCAGGGAAGAAAUCAAAUUCCAAGCCAUGCGUCUCUCAGCUGUUAUCGUCCAGAGAUACUUCCGGGCUUAUAUCCUUCAGAAACAAGAUCGUAGACGCUACUUCAAAGUAAGAUCCUCCGCUAUUGUUCUUCAGGCAGCAUUCAGAGGUUAUGCAGUGAGGAGAAGAAUUGCCCUAAUGCACAAAGCCGCUACUGUCCUACAAGCAAACUUCAAGAGGCAUAAGCAGCAAAUGACUUUCAGGAAGCAACGUUGGGCUGCCUCUGUCUUACAGCAGAGAUUUAGAUCUCUUAAACUGAAAAAUGUUGAGGUAAAGCAUUAUCAAGAAGUAAAGAAAGCUGUGAUUUCUCUGCAAGCUGCCUUCCAGGGAAUGAAGUUAAGACAAUCCAUCCGACAAAUGCAUCAGGCUGCCACCACUAUCCAGAAGGCUUUCAGAGCCCAUUGUGAACACAAAAAGUAUCUCGCCUUAAAAACAUCAGUGCUUUGCAUACAGCGCAGAUAUCGAGCCACUGUAGCAGCCAAAGCACAAAUGCAAUAUUACCAAAACAAGAAAAAAGCUGUUGUGAUUAUUCAGGCAGCAUACAGAGGGAUGCGAGUCAGGAAUUGUGUUGCUCGGUGGCAUCAGGCUGCCAUUGUGAUCCAGUCUGCUUUUAGACGACACAGGGAAGAAAUCAAAUUCCAGGCCAUGCGUCUCUCAGCUGUUAUCGUCCAGAGAUACUUCCGGGCUUAUAUCCUUCAGAAACAAGAUCGUAGACACUACAUCAAAGUCAAAUACUCCGCUAUUGUUCUUCAGGCAGCAUUCAGAGGUUAUUCAGUGAGAAGAAGAAUUUCCCUAAUGCACAGAGCCGCUACUGUCCUACAAGCAAACUUCAAGAGGCAUAAGCAGCAAAUGACUUUCAGGAAGCAACUUUGGGCUGUCUCUGUCUUACAGCAGAGAUUUAGAGCUCUUAAACAGAAAAAUGUUGAGGUAAAGCAUUACCAAGAAGUAAAGAAAGCUGUGAUUUCUCUGCAAGCUGCCUUCCGGGGAAUGAAGUUAAGACAAUACAUCAGACAAAUGCAUCAGGCUGCCACCACUAUCCAGAAGGCUUUCAGAGCCCGUUGUGAACACAAGAAGUAUCUUGCCUUAAAAACAUCAGUGCUCGCCAUACAGCAGAGAUAUCGAGCCACUGUAGCAGCCAAAGCACAAAUGCAAAAUUACAAAAACAAGAAAAAUGCUGUUGUGAUUAUUCAAGCAGCAUACAGAGGGAUGCGAGUCAGGAAUUGUGUUGCUCGGUGGCAUCAGGCUGCCAUUGUGAUCCAGUCUGCUUUUAGACGACACAGGGAAGAAAUCAAAUUCCAGGCCAUGCGUCUCUCAGCUGUUAUCGUCCAGAGAUACUUCCGAGCUUAUAUCCUUCAGAAACAAGACCGUAGACACUACUUCAAAGUCAGAUCCUCAGCUAUUGUUCUUCAGGCAGCAUUCAGAGGUUAUUCAGUGAGGAGAAGAAUUGCCCUAAUGCACAGAGCCGCUACUGUCCUACAAGCAAACUUCAAGAGGCAUAAGCAGCAAAUUACUUUCAGAAAGCAACUUUGGGCUGUCUCUGUCUUACAGCAGAGAUUUAGAGCUCUUAAACUGAAAAAUGUUGAGGUAAAGCAUUAUCAAGAAGUAAAGAAAGCUGUGAUUUCUCUGCAAGCUGCCUUCCGGGGAAUGAUGUUAAGACAAUCCAUCCGACAAAUGCAUCAGGCUGCCACCACUAUCCAGAAGGCUUUCAGAGCCCGUUGUGAACACAAGAAGUAUCUUGCCUUAAAAACAUCAGUGCUCGCCAUACAGCGGAGAUAUCGAGCCACUGUAGCAGCCAAAGCACAAAUGCAAAAUUACCAAAACAAGAAAAAAGCUGUUGUGAUUAUUCAAGCAGCAUACAGAGGGAUGCGGGUCAGGAAUUGUGUUGCUCGGUGGCAUCAGGCUGCCAUUCUGAUCCAGUCUGCAUUUAGACGACACAGGGAAGAAAUCAAAUUCCAAGCCAUGCGUCUCUCAGCUGUUAUCGUCCAGAGAUACUUCCGGGCUUAUAUCCUUCAGAAACAAGAUCGUAGACGCUACUUCAAAGUCAGAUCCUCCGCUAUUGUUCUUCAGGCAGCAUUCAGAGGUUAUUCAGUGAGAAGAAGAAUUUCCCUAAUGCACAGAGCUGCUACUGUCCUACAAGCAAACUUCAAGAGGCAUAAGCAGCAAAUGACUUUCAGGAAGCAGUGCUUGGCUGCCUCUGUUUUACAGCGGAGAUUUAGAGCUCUUAAACAGAAAAACAUUGAGGUGAAGCAUUAUCAAGAAGUCAAAAAAGCUGUGAUUUCUCUGCAAGCUGCCUUCCGGGGAAUGAAAUCAAGACAGUCCAUCAAACUGAUGCAUCAGGCUGCCACCACUAUCCAGACAGCUUUUAGAGCUCAUCGUGAAAAGGAAAAAUAUCUGAAAAUAAAAUCCUCUGUACUAACAAUUCAGCGACAAUUUCAAGCCACUGUAGCAGCCAAAACUCAAAGGAAAAGAUUCUUGGACGCACGCCGCGCAGCUAUUGUCUUUCAGGCAACAUACAGAGGCCAGCAUGCUCGGAAGCAUCUUGCUCAUUUGCACUUGGCUGCAACAAUAAUCCAGACCGCAUACAGGAAGCAUGUAGCGGUAGUCAAAUUCCAGGAAAUGCGUGCGUCUGCUGUAGUUAUCCAGAGAUUCUACCGGGCCUUCAAUGAUCAGAGGCAAGAAAGAAACAAUUUCCUGAAAAUCCUGCAAGCCACCAUUAUUAUUCAGGCUGCUUUCAAAGGCUACUGUGUGAGGAAGCACAUAAACCGACAAAGCCAAGCUGCCAGUUUCAUCCAGUCGCAUUGGAGGUGCAUAAUCCAGAGGCGCGUCUUUUUGAAGAAAAGAGAAGCAGCUGUGAAAUUGCAACAGAAAAUUCGAGCAAUGCAGCUUGGAAAGCUGGACAGGAACAAGUAUGUCCGGAUAAGGCAGGCGGCAAUCACACUUCAGACCCAAUACAGAGCUUGGACUGCACGGAAGCUGAAACUUGAGGCUGCCAAUGUACAGAGAAGACUUUGUUUCGCUGGGGCUGUCUACCACCACCUCAGUGCCAUCAAAAUCCAAAGAGCUUUGCGAGCACACUGGGUCUUGGAGUCCGCCAAGAGACAGAUCCAUAUCGUCAUCGCCAUACAACGUUUGGUGCGAGUGAAACAGCAAAAAAGACGCUAUCUGGAAAACCGAAGGAAAGUAGUCACCGCCCAGAGAGCAGUCAAGCGUUGGUUAGCUCGUCGCCACAAGGCUGCGUCUGUCAUCCAGGAUGCUUCGCGCAGGUUUCUCCUUCUCAGGCGCCAGAAGAGAAGAGAACGGGGCAUUGUCAAAGCACAGGCUCUUUGGAGAGGACACUGCUCCCGCCGCUUGAAUGACAAUGCCAAAAUAAUAAAGUUGAGACAUACCUUGCGUAAAGUCUCAAUUAGUGCCCGAGAAGAGGACAAAUUGUUCAACAAAACAUUCUCCGCCUUGGACUGUAUCCUUCGAUACAAACACUUCUCCCACAUCCUCAAGGCACUGGAAAACCUAGAGGCCACGACCAGGUUGUCACCUGUGUGCUGUGAGCAGCUGGUAGACCGUGGCGCCACCAGUGUCAUCUUCACGCUCAUACGAAGCUGCAACAGGAGCUUGUCCUGCAUGGAUGUCAUCACCUUCUCCAUCCAGAUCCUCCUCAACCUCGCUAAGUACCACAAAACCACUGAAGCGGUAUACUUGGUGGACAACUCUGUGGACACACUGGUGGACCUGCUGCUGCGGUACAGAGGGAAAGCGGGAGAUAAAGUGGCGGACAAAGGUGGCAUUAUCUUUACCAAGGCCAGCUUCCUGUUGCUUCUGCUCCUGCAAGACAAAAAACAUGUUUGGGAGGUUAUGAAUAAUCCAAAGUUGUUGGAUCGGUUAAGAAGCAUUUAUCGCCUCACUGUCCACAAGCACAAGAUGGAUGCCGAAAGAAGUGUUACGAAACAGAAGAUGAAUGCAUCGAUCAACGGAAGUUUCUAUGUCCAACAGACGCCACGUAAAUCCCGACCCUUGCCAAAGUUUGCGCCAGACUGGGUUCUCAGGAAGGAUGCGAUAAAAGACAUAGUGGAUCCUCUCAUGGCCAUUCAGAUGGUGGCUAACACGCUGUUCAUCUCCUUGUAAAAAGCUUUUAAAUCAUUAUGUCGCAAUUGUUUUUACUUGUAUAUAUUAAAUUCCUUUCUAACGGUG
Molecule: messenger RNA, 11501 nt
Organism: Nerophis lumbriciformis (worm pipefish)
Lineage: Eukaryota; Metazoa; Chordata; Actinopteri; Syngnathiformes; Syngnathidae
Gene: aspm
Product: assembly factor for spindle microtubules
Biological process (GO): spindle organization; mitotic cell cycle; establishment of meiotic spindle localization
Cellular component (GO): spindle pole
Molecular function (GO): calmodulin binding
Source: RefSeq, a predicted model, not a curated record